AUGGCUUUUUGGACUAUACUUUUCGGUUUGCUCACGCUACAGAGUGUAGUUAGUACUAAUGAAGAUACAUGUGCAUUUUGCUUCGGUGAGGGGUACCAGUGCAUAAAUGGUAUUUGUUAUUGCGCCGCCGGUUACAUACCAGAUUAUCUACACAGCAGUUGCAUGAAAUGUCCAGGAGUGGGAGAAUUGUGCUACGGAAAAUGUUGUAGUCCAAAUGUCAAUGAAACACUCCAAUGCUGGCGAGGUGUAUGUCGGAAUUGCUACGAACCACUUGGUAAUUGGGUUUGCAGGGAGCCCAUGGAAGAAAUAAUACUAGUUACAGGAUCUCAAAUAGUAAUGGCAGCCACAUUGAUACUUGGAGUUAUUGCUACUUUGAUAUUAGUCUACCUGUUUUGUGCUGUCAGUAGUAUAAGUCCUUUUGAAGCACGACUAGAUGAAAGUCGUUUAUCAGUGGGAAGUUUAGAAAUUUAUGUUCGCGAACGCUUGAAAGAUGUACCUCCAAAGUAUUCCAGAACAGCGCCUGCAGGUUCUGCGAUUUAUCCGACUGAUAAGUUGCUUAAUAAUGGCUUUGUACAUGAUAACAGCUUGCCUCCACCACUAUACACUUCCGAAAGUAAGCAUAGUGUCGAAGAAAAUAUAACGAUCCAUAUA
Molecule: messenger RNA, 651 nt
Organism: Brenthis ino (lesser marbled fritillary)
Lineage: Eukaryota; Metazoa; Arthropoda; Insecta; Lepidoptera; Nymphalidae
Source: the annotation of a GenBank genome assembly